Messenger RNA from Pseudonaja textilis, 1199 nucleotides. RefSeq names its product FKBP prolyl isomerase 14 (gene FKBP14). The record is from RefSeq and is a predicted model, not a curated record. Gene Ontology annotation, molecular function: peptidyl-prolyl cis-trans isomerase activity; calcium ion binding. Lineage: Eukaryota; Metazoa; Chordata; Lepidosauria; Squamata; Elapidae.
AGGUUUCUUCACGGUUCCCCCCCCCACCCUUGUAGAUGAACGGGUCAGCUUCCCAAUGAAGUGGCUGGAGAAAAAUCCAGCCCUCGCGUUCAGCCAACCAGAAAAAAGAAAGAGGAGAAGUGGCUAUUAAAUAGAUACAAAUGCUUGGAGGAGAUUUGCCUGCUUUUUCUGCGGGUUUUAAGACCAUGUUUGCCACGUCUGCGGAUCUGGUGAAUGAGAGUGAAAAGCGGUGAGAUACAAAAGGAGGAAGCUCGGGCUCCGGGGUUAGCCUUUUCUAUCUCUACCAUUAUUGCAACGGCCGAUGUUUUAAAGUCCCAUGAAGUGGAAUUUCCUGAAGAUACAAUUUAAGUACACUAGCAAGUAAAGAAAGUAUAUUUUAGAGGUUUUUUUUUUAAAUAAAGCGACUUUAGAUCAUUCCUUAGUAGUGUGAGGUUCUAUUUGAGCAGUGUUGGAUUUUUUUUAAUGGCCAGGUGCAUGUAAGGUCAUGUCAGUUGCUUUUUCAGCCACUGAAAAACGCAUCUUCAAGUAACCAGAAUGGAAGGUACCUUUUGGAUUCUUUUUGGGACAGUGGCUUUGGUGACUGGUGCUCUCAUUCCAGAACCAGAAGUCAAAAUCGAAGUUCUCCAUAAACCUUUCAUCUGCAAAAGGAAGACCAAGUUUGGAGACCUUAUGUUGGUGCACUAUGAUGCAUAUCUAGAGAAAGAUGGGUCACUUUUUCAUUCCACUCACAAGCAUAAUAAUGGCCAACCGACAUGGUUUACUCUUGGUAUAAAGGAAGUUAUCCAAGGCUGGGAUAAAGGUUUGAAACAGAUGUGUGUAGGUGAAAAACGCAAAUUAACAAUUCCUCCAUCCCUAGCUUAUGGAAAAGAAGGCAAAGGAAAAAUCCCACCUGAAAGCACACUGAUCUUCCACAUUGACCUUUUAGAAAUUAGAAAUGGACCAAGAUCUCAUGAGUCCUUUCAAGAAAUGGAUCUUAAUGAUGAUUGGAAGCUAUCUGAGGAAGAGGUAAAAAUGUAUUUGAAGAUGGAAUUUGAAAGACACGGUGCUCCAGUUAAUGCAAGCCACCAUGAUACUUUGGUUAAAGACAUAUUUAAUAAAGAAGAUGAGGACAACGAUGGCUUUAUAUCUGCAAGAGAAUUUGUUUAUAAGCAUGAUGAGCUAUGAAACAUACUGAAAAAGAUGACUUGAACAAAACAAUA